Messenger RNA from Scutellospora calospora, 567 nucleotides. The record is from the annotation of a GenBank genome assembly. NCBI's taxonomy places the organism in Eukaryota, Fungi, Glomeromycota, Glomeromycetes, Diversisporales, Gigasporaceae.
AUGUUUCAGAUUGUUACGGAAUAUCCAAUCGUAAACCAAUGGGAAGAAGCUGGCGAUGUGACCCAUGUCUUAAUGGAAGAGUUCGCAGAGCAAUUAAAUCACCCAGAAGGUGUGAAUAACGCAAUGAAAAGAACUAACGGGAAUAAUUGGGUUCAUGUUUUAUGUGCUACAUUUAUUCCCGAAACUUCAUUCUAUGACGCGGAAAAUGUAUUCUUAGUGAUGGAUAUUGAAGAUAUUCAAGAUGAAAGUUGGAAUGCGAUGCGAGGAGGAGCUUGCAUGCGAUGUUCCAACUAUGCUUGUAAAAACUUUUUACAUGUAACAUGUGCACAAGAGGCAGGUUGUCACAUAGGAUAUGAAUUAAAACCUUCUAAACUAGCCUUACAACAAGAAUUACCCCCAGAAUUAUCUCCAAAACAUGAACCAGAGGAAUCCAAAGGUGAUAUGGAACGGUCUAUAUUUGAUGAGAUUUCUGAAAGUGAAAUGGUCUCUAGAGUUUUUUGUUGUGAUCAUACCGAUUUACCCAAAAACUUUGUGAAAUUAAAUAUUCGAGAUUUAAAUUCGCACCAG